Messenger RNA from Talaromyces amestolkiae, 3831 nucleotides. RefSeq lists its product as uncharacterized. Lineage: Eukaryota; Fungi; Ascomycota; Eurotiomycetes; Eurotiales; Trichocomaceae. The record is from RefSeq and is a predicted model, not a curated record. Bases 1 to 3831 code for a protein of 1276 amino acids. The transcript has 3 exons.
AUGGCGACGCUCGCUGAGAAGUUCGAGAAAAUCAAGUCGCCCAAGCUUCAGAACCAGCACCAUACAGCAGUCGUUCUGAACGCCGUUGAAGAUACACUCCGCGACCAAAAAGCCGAUUUCUCCGCAACAGCAUACUUUGCAGCUCUCCUCGCUCUCCUCAGCCAGGCCCUCAACACCACCCAUGGCGUCGUCAACAAAGAUCUAGCCACCUCCGUGGUUUACUUACUGGAUAUCACCGCCGAAGAAGUCCCCGCCCCUUUACUACGCUCAAAAUUCGCUCAGAUUCUGUCGAGUCUCGUGCCCGCAUUGACACUCGCCGACGUCGAAGCUCCCCUCCUCCGCCCCUCAAUCGGCAUCUUAGAGACCCUUCUCGUCGCUCAAGACGCCAAUUCCUGGGCCUUGCCGCAUACACAAAUCGGCCCGCGCCGCGCGACAGCUGGUCUGUUGAAUUUGGCCGUUGAUCAUCGUCCCAAAGUCCGCAAGCGAGCACAAGAUGCUUUGGUCAAGGUGCUCAAGAACCCGCCUCCGAGCCCGUCGCUCGACCACCCGGCGGCAGAUAUGUGCGCUGAAACGGCGCUGCAGACUUUGACUGAAAGUGUGGCUGCGGCAGGGAAAAUAAAAAAGAAUAAACAAAAAGAAAAGGAUAGUAGUCAUCACGAGCCGGCGAUUAUCCAUGCUUUGCAUCUAGUCAAGACCGUUGCGGCUGCAUCGGGAGGAUGGCCGAGCAAGAAGAUCGAACCGCUGUGCGAAUUGCUCAUGAAUGUGUCGAGGUCAAGCAAUGAAUACAUAACAAUGGGCGCAUUUGAGGUCUUCGAAGUGAUUUUCGCAGGCAUGGCUGAUGAAUUUUCUUCCUCGAAACUGCCCCGCUUACUGGAGGCUAUCCAAGAACUGAGACCGGCGCAAAACGACUCUCAACUCCUCCCACCCUGGAUCGCCGUCUUGUCGCGUGGAUACGACGUCUCUGCUCAAAUCAACCCCGAAGACACUUUUGAGAAGUUGCCCGGUCUGUUUGAAUUGAUCGCUUCGUUCUUGUCGUCGCCGUCAAAGAAUAUUCGCAUUUCUGCGUCGGAAUGUCUCAUUUCUUUCCUCGCCAAUUGCGUGCCGGAUAAUGUGAUUCUUGAGCCGUCUGUAUACGAUGAGAAGACUUUGGAGAAGUUGGCAAAGUUUGCUUCGGACCUUUUGUCGGUCAAGUACCAGGCCGCCUGGGUUGAGGUGUUCAAUGUCUGCGCUGCGAUGUUUGAGGCGUUCAAAUGGCGAUCUUCCCCGUAUCUUGUCAAUAUUGUCCGCACAGUCGGCGAGUUGCGCAGCAACGACUCUUUCCAAGGCAAGAAAGAGGCUGAUGAAGUCCUCGGUCGCGCCGUGUAUGCCAUGGGCCCGGCUGAAAUUCUGCGCAUUUUGCCUCUAAACAUCAUCGAGCAGAAAGCCGGUCAGCCAGGUCGUGUUUGGCUAUUGCCCAUUCUCCGCGACAAUGCUUCCAAUACCGAACUAGCACAUUUCCGAUCGGAGAUGGUUCCCUUGAGUGAAGCUUUGUAUCAACGUGUUCUAGAGUUUGGGCAGGCGGAAAAGACUGUAGAAGUCAAGAUCUUCGAGACGAUCAUUCAGCAGAUAUGGUCCAUCUUACCGGGAUACUGCGAGUUGCCUCUUGAUCUCGAAACGGCAUUUGAUCAGGAUUUCGCCGAAUUGCUGUCGAACGUGCUUUACAAACAGACCGAGUUGCGAGUCGACGUCUGCCGCGCGCUGCAAAAUCUUGUUGAAUCCAACCAAGCUAUCGUCGAGGUGGAUACAGGUGCCGAGGGUGAGAAUCUCGUUCUUCAACGGCGAAUUUCAAAGGCAGCUGCGAAGAAGAACCUUGCUCAUCUGUCUGGAUUUGCGAGCAAUCUGUUGGCUGUGCUAUUUAAUGUGUACAGUCAGACGCUGCCUCAUUAUCGGGGAUUUAUUCUGCAGUGUGUCAAUGCGUAUUUGAGCAUUACCCCUGAAAAGGAACUCGAAGAAACCUUCACUCGAGUUACGGGCUUGCUCGAAUCCGAACUCCCGUCAGAAGAACAGGCUGCCAAACAGGGCAAUCUCCAAAAAGGCACAGACAACAAAAUGCCGCCGACAUCUCACACGCUUAUCGAUCUACUCAUUGCCAUGUCUAUUUACCUACCCCGAACGAGUUUCGCAAACCUCUUCCGCAUUGCGGCGGUUGUGCUGAAUAGAGACGCAUCUGAUCCUCAGCUCAUCAAAAAGGCAUACAAACUCAUUCCUCGUCUCGCAAGCACAGAAACCGGACAGAGUGCAUUGAUUGAGCGCAGCGAAGAACUACAAGCUCUAUUAUUGUCGACAGCCGACAAAACCCCCUCUCCUGCCCGUCGCGAUAGACUGCUCGCAAUCCACGAACUCGUCACAUAUCUCCCCACGUCAGACCUGCACUUCAUUCCAUCAAUCCUACCCGAGGUUAUCCUUGGAUGCAAAGAAUCGAACGACAAAGCCCGCACAGCAGCCUUUGACCUGUUGAUCCACCUCGCAAAACGCAUCACAGACUCUGAGCGCAACCCUGUGGGGACAGUAAUCCGCAACUCCCUCGUUCCGCACAUGCCCAACGACACACCAGACGCAGCCGCCAACCUCGAAGAAUUCUUCACAAUGGUCUCUGCCGGUCUGGCCGGUACAGCUCCACACAUGGUCGCCGCUUCCGUCACAGCCCUGUCUCGUUUGUUUUUCGAAUACCGUACCGAACUGACUUCCGAGACACUCUCCAACCUCGUCGAAACCGUCGAAUUGUUCCUAACAAGCAACAACCGCGAAAUCGUCCGCUCAGUCCUGGGCUUCGCCAAAGUCGCAGUUGUGUGUUUGCCAGAGGACAUGCUGCGCCCUCGCCUCAACUCGCUUGUGCCGAAUCUCAUGGUCUGGAGUAAAGAGCACAAGGGCCGACUCCGCACCAAAGUCAAGGGUAUCCUCGACCGACUGGUCCGCAGAUUCGGCGCGCCUCUUAUCGAGAGUCUGGUCGGCGAAGCUGAUCGUAAACUCGUCGUAAACAUCCGCAAGGAGCGCGAACGCAAGAAGAGAAAGAAGAAGGAAGGCGCCGAGAAUGACGAUGAGGAUGACGAGACCAAAGCAGGAGGUGGCGGCUUCUCGAAUGAGUUUGAUCGCGCUGUUUAUGGCUCCGACAUCUCAUCCGACGACGACGACUCGGACAGCGAAGUUGAACGCCAACAAAAGCGAGGCGGAAAGCGCAACGGUCCUCGCGGAGGAGAACAAUACAUCCGCGAACUCUCCCCCGACUCUAACCCUCUCGAUCUCCUUGCCCCUGACGCACUGGCAUCUAUAUCAACCACAAAACCAUCUCUACGCUUUUUGGACAACGGCGUCGGCAAAAACCGCAAACGUCACGCAAAGGUUGACGUGGACGGUAAACUGAUCCUCCGUGACGGCGCCGACAAGCACGACGGCAACGACUACGAAAUGACUGGUGCAGGCGCAGAAGACACCGGCUCAAGCGGUAUAAAUGCCUACCUCGACGCGGUCAGCGGUCCCAGCGCAGUGCGGCGGGGACAAAAAGGGCGUCUCAAGUUUGGAAAGAAGGACAAUAAUAACGAUGGCAUGGAGAUUGACGACGACGAUGAAGGUGACAAUAACACAAAAUCAAAAACUGGUGGCAGUGGUCUUGCAGCAGGGAGAAGAGGCCUGGGCAUGCCCAAAACGCAUGGCGCAUCAACCGCGGCAAACAAGACGAAAGGACGGAUUGAGAAGAGGAGGAUGAGUGGUAGUGGAGCUGGACGCGGUGGAGCUGGACGCGGUGGAAGGGGAGGCUUCGGGGCUAGGUCUAGGGGUCGCGGAGGACGGCGUUGA